AUGGCUACCGUGAACGUCAACCUUGUCCCAACUCCCAUUGAGGCCUUCCAAAUUGCAGGCUAUUCGCGCUCUUUUCGACUAUUUAUACACUCAUCAGAACGAUGUCGCCGCGCUGAACGCAGCCUACCCCCUCCGCGGCAUCCUAGAGAUGAGUGUCAUGCGAAAGGCGACCUCAAAAUUCACCAUUUAUCUUUCACAAAAGCGAAAAGCGCAAAUCCCAGCGGUUCUGCAGAGGUCGUUGGCUAUGUGAUUACAACCCCGAUACCUUGGCCCCCGCAAUCUGACAAUGGAUGCGGCUCGCAUACGGACUACGGUACCUUCACCAUAAUCUUCCAGGAUGGAACCUUUGGCCUCGAACUCGAAGGCACAAACGCACUCAGCACCUGGGUCCCCUUGCCCGGUGACGCUACCAUGAUCCUAACAGGCUGGUGUGCCGUCGUCCUAAGCGGUGGACGCAUUUCCACAGCUAGACAUCGUGUCCGCCGUGUCCCUGCUGUGCGGAGAUUGAGUGCUGUUUUGUUUGUUGCGCCGGAUUUGGAUGUGACAAUGAAGCCGUUGGAGGAAUGUAUUGCCUGCUAA
This is a messenger RNA of Aspergillus ruber CBS 135680, 579 nucleotides long. Its product is annotated as Clavaminate synthase-like protein. The transcript has 2 exons. Gene Ontology annotation, molecular function: dioxygenase activity. Bases 1 to 579 code for a protein of 192 amino acids. The record is from RefSeq and is a predicted model, not a curated record. NCBI's taxonomy places the organism in Eukaryota, Fungi, Ascomycota, Eurotiomycetes, Eurotiales, Aspergillaceae.